AUGAAAGACUCGGUCACGCCGGUGUCGCAGAAGCGAAGGCACCUACCAUUCUCUGUCCACCACUCGGUCUCCGACGAGAUCAAGAAGCUACUUGCAGCAGAUGUUAACGAGAGAAUUAAGGCCUCCGAGUGGGUCUCUCCAAUUGUAGCAGCUCUCAAGGCAGACGGUAGCAUUCGACUAUGCGUCGAUCUACGAGACCCUAAGAGAGCUGUAGUAGCAGACAGCUUUCCCUUGCCUCAGAUGGAGGACCUCCUCCAUGCCCUCAACGGAGCAUGCUGCUUCUCCAAGGUGGACCUGGCAUCGGCCUACUAUCAAGUUGUGCUCCACCCAGAAAGCAGAGACCUAACUGCGCUGAUUACGCAUGAGGGCCUUUUCAGGUUAAAAAGGGUCUGCUUCUGGUUCGCGUCAGCACCGGCUGCGCUCCAGCAGAUCAUGACGAAGAUUCGUAAAGGCUGCAAAGGGGUCUUGUGUUUCUUGGACGACAUAAUCAUUUUUGUGAAGACUGAGAGCGAACACACAAAGAAGCUGAAGCAAGUCCUUGAACGAAUAGCGGAAGCUGGGCUCAAGCUCAAGGAGAAAUGCAUAUUUAAAGCAUCGGAGGUGUCUUUCUCAGGACAUCGGGUCCGUGCAGAGGGUAUAGCACUGCUCCAGAACAAGGUUGACGCGAUCGUUAAGGCUCUUGCGCCUACAGAUGCAGCCACGCUACGCUCUUUUUAUGGCCAGUUGAAUACUAUACCAAGUUUGUCCCACGACUGGCAUAUGAGGUAG
Molecule: messenger RNA, 768 nt
Organism: Dermacentor andersoni
Lineage: Eukaryota; Metazoa; Arthropoda; Arachnida; Ixodida; Ixodidae
Source: RefSeq, a predicted model, not a curated record